AUGUCAACAGCCACCGUCACCACCAUGCAAAGCAGCCAACAACCAGUUGUCCCAAAGGACUUCUCCGCCAAACAACCGCAGACAAUCCGCCUCUACCCGCUCUCCAACUACACAUUCGGCACCAAGGAAACACAACCGGAGGAGGACCCCUCCGUGCUCGCUCGCCUGAAGCGUCUGGAAGAACACUAUGAUAAACAUGGCAUGAGGCGCACCUGCGAGGGGAUCCUAGUUUGCCAUGAGCACAAUCAUCCGCAUGUGUUGAUGUUGCAGAUUGCGAAUGCGUUUUUUAAGCUACCAGGCGACUACCUCUACCACGAAGACGAUGAAAUCGAAGGCUUUAAGAAACGGCUCAACGAGCGGCUCGCGCCCGUCGGCUCGCAGUUCUCGGGCGAGGGCGUCAACGAGGAUUGGGAGAUUGGCGACACGCUUGCGCAGUGGUGGAGACCGAACUUUGAAACGUUCAUGUACCCGUUCUUACCGGGCCAUGUGACGCGGCCCAAGGAGUGCAAGAAGCUUUAUUUCAUCCAGUUGCCGAAGAAGAAGGUCCUCUCCGUCCCUAAGAACAUGAAACUCCUCGCCGUCCCACUCUUCGAGUUAUAUGAUAACACCGCUCGCUACGGCCCGCAGCUCUCGGCGAUCCCACAUCUCCUGUCGCGGUAUAACUUUGAGUUUGUUGAUGAGAACGAUAACGUUGUGGCGGCGACGCCUGGGACACCAAUGCCCGAGGGCCAGAUUCCCCGAACAAAGGUUCUUGCUGGGGAUGAGCAGGAUCAGGGAAUGGCCGAUUACACGGAGGGAGGUGAGAAUGGCCAGGGACAGUGA
Molecule: messenger RNA, 822 nt
Organism: Aspergillus calidoustus
Lineage: Eukaryota; Fungi; Ascomycota; Eurotiomycetes; Eurotiales; Aspergillaceae
Source: the annotation of a GenBank genome assembly